UCUAAAACGUACGUUUAAUUCCGCAAAAAUUAGAGCCUUAAAGUUUAACUUCGUUUGACUCAACAAAAAGAAAAAGGAACAAUUAAGUCACAGCGCUCAUGCAUCAUCACUACUAAAGUGUGUCUCGAAAAAUGGCCCAAAGACAUAGCUUUUCAAAGGCGUGCAUCAAUUAUGGCUAUCAGAUUUGUGGAUGGUGUUCCCAUCGAGAAAAAAUCUCAAUUCGUGGACAAAUUAAGAGAGGAAAAAUCACUGCUGAGCAAGCAGGUAAACUCAACACUUAUGUAAAAGUGAUUUUACAGAAUACGAGUCUACAGACAGACCUAGUCAAGGGUUCCACUCCCAACUGGGGACAAGAGUUUGUUUUUGAGACAAGCAAGCUUGAUCAAAGUCUUUUCUUAGAGCUAUGGAGCAAAGGUUUCUUCUCAGAUACUCUGCUUGGACUUGCUGAAAUUCCACUGAUGCAAAUACAUCAUUCAAAUGAGGAAGGAAGAGGAACCUGGAUAUCACUUAUACAAGAAACCAGCAAUGGACCAAAACCAACUGAACACAAACUAUUCAUUGACACCAGAUUUGAACUUCCUUCUGGUCUCUCUGAAGAAGAUGCCAGACUCCUUCAAGAGAAGCUUGACAUGUUUUAUACCAUCAUGGAUCAAGAGCUACAAGUACUACAAGUGCAGGCACAAAAAGAAAAGGUUAAAAAGGAAGUUGAAUCAGUAACUAGUGAUGCAGAAGGAGAACAAGAAGUAGAAGGAGGAGGAGAAGAAGAAGAAGGAGAAGAUGCAGUGGAUAAUUCCAGCAUUGUAUCAGAGGAUUAUUCAGCUUUCUUAGUCAAUGAAAAUAACCUAUUCCAAGUUCCAAAUGGAACUAACAUGAGUGAUAGUGAAGUGGAUCAGAAGAAUGGAGCGAGAAGAAAAAUGAGUCCAAGCAGAAGAAACAGGGAUUUCCGAAUUUAUUCUCCAAAUCCUGAACCAGUAGACAGCGAAGUAGAUGGUGAAGCAGCUCAUGAUGAACACAGACAUCAUGAGAACAUGAGUGAGGACGAAACCUACCAAAUGCCUGAAAGUCAGCAAAACGAAAUUGUAAGGAAAGAAACAGUUUGCGAAGAACAAGACGCGAUUGAGCAGGCGGAGUGGGAGAUGGUAGAGACUGCAGAUGUUGCUGGCUACGAUGAGAGCACGGAACAACACGGGUUACCGGCUCCAAGUAGACUAACCAGGAAACACGCCAUCAAGAAAUCUCCCAGUGUUUCGCGAAAGGCAUCAUGGAAUGAAAGAAAUGCGGAAUUGUUACGGAACGUCGACUCGGGAUUAAAGAUUAACAGUCGGAAAAAGUCCAUACCAUUCCAUCAUCAACGAUUGGUUGCAAAACGAAGCUUUCCUGCCCAGCUAAACCUUGCUCAGAGAGCCAACUUGGACGAUGAAGAAUUGAAACAACACGUCUACAAGAAAGCAUUACAAGCAUUAAUAUAUCCAAUCUCAGAUACAACGCCACAUAAUUUUGAAGUUUGGUCGACACAAGUGCCUGCAUACUGCUAUGAGUGUGAAGGGCUUCUGUGGGGACUGGCGAGGCAGGGAUGCAAAUGUAAAGAAUGUGGCGUCAAGUGCCAUGAGAAGUGUAAGGAUUUAUUGAACGCUGACUGUCUUCAACGCGCGGCUGAGAAGUCAGUAAAACAUGGAACAAGAGACAAGACAGAGACCAUCAUCGUGGCAAUGCAGAGAAGGAUGGAAGACAGAGAGCGAAUGGCGCCAGAUAUAUUUGAACUCAUCAGGGAAGUUUUCCAUGUGAACCCCAAGACUCACGCUGGACACUUGAAGGCCGUCAAGAAGCAGAUAUCCAUGGGCACUUCAAAAUGGUCGGCUAAGAUCGCUAUCACAGUGGCCAGUGCCCAAGGUCUUAUUGCUAAGGACAAAACAGGUACAAGUGACCCGUAUGUGACUGUACAAGUUGGCAAAACCAAGAAAAGAACGAGUACAAUACCACAUGAGUUGAACCCAGAAUGGAACGAAACUUUCUACUUCGAGUGCCAUAACUCGUCCGACCGCAUUAAAGUUCGAGUGUGGGAUGAAGAUGACGAUAUCAAAUCUAGAGUAAGACAAAGAUUGAUCAGAGAACCUGACGACUUUCUGGGACAGACGAUCAUUGAAGUACGGACACUGAGUGGAGAGAUGGAUGUCUGGUAUAACCUAGAAAAAAGAACAGACCGUUCGGCCGUGUCAGGUGCCAUUCGACUCAAGAUCAGUAUCGAGAUAGAAGGAGAAGAGAAGGUCGUCCCUUACCACACCCAGUACACAUGUUUACACGAAAACAUCUUCCACUACCUUUGCCAGAAGCACGAUGGACAGUUCCCCAUACCUAACGCAUCUGGGAGAGAAGAGCCGUGGAAGAUUUUCUUUCCUCAUCCAUCUCUCGAGAUAGUCAACGAGUUCGCGAUGAGAUAUGGAAUAGAGAGCAUAUACCAAGCGAUGACGCAUUUUUCGUGCUUGACGUCAUGCUACAUGCAUCCAGGAAUCCCAGCUGUUAUCAGUAGUCUAUUGGCCAAUAUCAACGCGUUUUUCUCACACACCACGGCCAACUCUGCUACUUCAGCUACUCAUCGAUUUGCAGCCACCAACUUUGGAAGCGACAAGUUUGUAAAGAUAAUCGAUCAUCUUCACAAUACUUUGAGGAUCGACAUGGCGAAUUAUCGAACAAACUUCCCCUCUUCAAGUCAAGAGAAGCUAACAGAUCUGAAGUCAUCAGUUGAUCUUCUAACGAGUAUAACAUUCUUCAGAAUGAAGGUUUUAGGACAACGACCAACCAGAACAGCUGAAAUCGUUGCUGAAUGUGUCAAGAACUGCAUGAAAGCCACGUACGCUUUCCUCUUCGCUAACUGUGUCGACCUCUACGACCGUGAGCUCUCCUCCGAUCGCACAGCGCUAGAUUCACACGAGUUCCAAUCUGGACCAAAAAACCUGGACUUCUGGCCAAAGCUUAUUUCACUCAUUGUAUCUGUCAUCGAAGAAGAUCGAGGAAUUUACACACAAAUCUUGAACCAAUUUCCCACCGAGUUGAAUGUUGGCGAGGACAGUGCGCAGAUGUUUUGGAACCUUUUCACGCGGGAUUUGCAAGAAAUGCUACAAGACCACAGCCUUCACCAGGAAUGGACGAGUGCAGAUUACAUGAAUCUCCAAUUCAAAGUCAAGUGGUUCUAUAAUGAAUACGUCAUGACUACACCGGACAACAGGGGUAAAAUACCCGAGUAUACCAGCUGGUUUGAAGCAUUUGUUUCGCAAUGGCUGACAGAAAACGAUGAAGUAUCAAUGGACUUCAUGAUAGCUGCUCUCGAACGAGACAGAAAAGACGGGUUUCUUCCCAGCACCCAACAUUCUCUGUUCUCUAACUCUGUGGUCGACAUCUUUUCCUGCUUAAAUCAGAAUUAUGAGAUCAUCAAGAAACUCGAGUGUCCAGACCCUAACAUCAGUAAUCGUUACGUCAUCAAAUUCACCAUGACUGUUCAAAAAGUUCUCAUCGAAUACGCCGAAAAUAUCAAGUCAGAGUUCGGACGUUGGUGCGAUCUGGCCAAGACGGCCUGUAUCCUGAUGAACAACAUUCAACAAACAAGAAUCAUGCUAGAAAAACUAUACGAAGCCAUGGGCGGCGAGAGAAUCUCCCCAGAGUGCAGUGAAGUGUUCAAGGAGCUACAGGUUCAACUAAACCACAACCUUGAUGAGCUGUGCGUCAUCUUCGUGGGCAGCUUGGAAAAUAAUGUAAAGGAAAGCAUUCGAAAUGUUGGUAGUAUUCUGUUAAAGAUUAAAAAUAUUGGUCAGUUCAACAUAGCACUGCCCAGCUGCCGUGCACAAGUCGAGCAAGAAUCAGCGAUGGUUCUACAACCACUAAUGGACGUACUGGAAGGAAGCUUAUCGCUUUGGAAUCAGGCUUGUGACAAAGCUGUGCUUAAAAGACUGAUGAAGGAACUUUGGAAAUGCGUGAUGUUAAACUUUGAAACGAUUGUCGUUCUACCGCCACUGGACAACAAGGAUAUCUCCAGCAUUUCAAGCGUGGAUUCAAGGAAUCUAAGCAUUCGACAAUGCGCAGUUCUUGAAGCUGCGCUGAAUACUAUCAAGGACUAUUUCUAUGGAGGAGGUAGUGGUCUAAGGAAGGCCUUUUUGGAAAGAUGCCAGAGAUUGCAAGCUUUACGUAAUGCUCUCUCACUCUACACUCAAACCACGGACUCACUUAUAAAGGAGUUUGUUACUACACAAAUCUCACAAGAGCGACCAGGAAUUGACGACCCAGUCGGUGAGGUAUCAGUACAGGUGGACUUAUUCACCCACCCUGGGUCAGGAGAACACAAAGUUACUGUCAAAGUUGUUGCCGCUAAAGACCUUAGAUGGCAGUCUACUGGUAUGUUCCGUCCCUUCGUAGACGUACAUGUAGUUGGACCUCACUUGGCAAGCAAAACUCGUCACCUAGCAACAAAGUCCAAGCGUAACAACUGGUCACCAACAUACAAUGAAACAUUUUUCUUUAUCCUUGGCAACGAAGUAGACCUAGUUUUCUAUGAACUUCAAAUCACCGUCAAAGACUACUGUUUUGCUCGCAUGGAUGCCAUCGUUGGAAUGACUGUUCUCCAUCUACGGGACUUAGCUGACUUAGGCUCUUGUGCUUGUACUUCAAAUCUGGGACGAUCUUUGUACUUGGAUUCCACUGGGUGGACCAUUUUGAAGAUCCUAUCUCAGAGAACUAAUGAUGAGGUGGCAAGAGAGUUUGUGAAUCUGAAGUCUGGAAGACGGGCAGAGGGUUUUGACUGACCAUUUUCUGCUGCUUCUUGGAAAACGUUUUUAGAAUAGAGACUCAGUUUCUCCAAUAGACUUCAAGAAUAGAAAAUGUUCCAGCAUUUCAUGGAAAAUGUCUUUAUGAUUUAUUGAUGUGCCGGCCUGUCACUUUAGACCAGCUCAGAGGUUGCUUCAAGGAUUGAUCAAAUUUGAAGGUUUGAUGAUAUUUUUGCACUCAUGUUUAUAAAAAAAAGGGGUUUAUUUGAAUGAGGUGAAAUAAUUGCCACUGAUAGACAUUUGAUUCAACUUUCUAAAGUUUCCGAGAAAGACUAGUAAGGACAAGUCUCCCCCACAGCCGCUUUCAGUGUCGCCAC
Molecule: messenger RNA, 5128 nt
Organism: Actinia tenebrosa (Australian red waratah sea anemone)
Lineage: Eukaryota; Metazoa; Cnidaria; Anthozoa; Actiniaria; Actiniidae
Product: protein unc-13 homolog B
Biological process (GO): synaptic vesicle priming; presynaptic dense core vesicle exocytosis; synaptic transmission, glutamatergic
Cellular component (GO): presynaptic membrane; plasma membrane; presynaptic active zone cytoplasmic component
Molecular function (GO): calmodulin binding; syntaxin-1 binding; calcium ion binding
Source: RefSeq, a predicted model, not a curated record